Messenger RNA from Nicotiana tabacum (common tobacco), 603 nucleotides. RefSeq names its product heavy metal-associated isoprenylated plant protein 39-like. Lineage: Eukaryota; Viridiplantae; Streptophyta; Magnoliopsida; Solanales; Solanaceae. The record is from RefSeq and is a predicted model, not a curated record. Gene Ontology annotation, molecular function: metal ion binding.
AUUGUACACAGCCACAUUUUGUCAAUUCAUUUUGUUGCCCCCCUAUUUAACAAGGUCCCCUUUUCAAAAAAUUUCAUUUUGGUCCAACAACUAUCCUCCUAGCAAAUCCUUCAUUCUCCAAAUGGCUCAGAUGAAAGUGGUAAUGAAGGUGCUCACCAUGUCUGAUGAAAAGACAAAGCAGAAAGCCAUAGAAGCUGCAGCUGAUAUUUUAGGGGUAGAUUCAAUAGCAGCAGAUCUAAAGGAGCAGAAACUAACAGUGAUAGGAGAAAUGGAUGCAGUAGCAGUGGUAAAGAAGUUGAAAAAGGCAGUGGGUAAAGUUGAUAUAAUAUCAGUAGGGCCAGCUAAGGAAGAGAAGAAAGAGGAAAAGAAAGAAGAGAAAAAGGAAGAAAAGAAAGAGGAAAAGAAGGAAGAAAAGAAAGAGGAAAAGAAAGAAGAGAAGAAAGAAGAGCCGCAGAAGUGAUUUAUCUCCAUUUGGUAUACUACAAUCCAAACAAAGCUUUGGGUCUUCAAAUUGUGUUAAUUGUAUACGCAAUUGCAAGUAUGAAUCGCUUCUUUGUCUCUUUAGACUAAUUAAAUAAAAUUUUGUCUUGUUUCUUCGUGUUA